Messenger RNA from Poecilia latipinna (sailfin molly), 5428 nucleotides. RefSeq lists its product as uncharacterized. Gene Ontology annotation, molecular function: RNA polymerase II cis-regulatory region sequence-specific DNA binding; DNA-binding transcription factor activity, RNA polymerase II-specific. The record is from RefSeq and is a predicted model, not a curated record. Lineage: Eukaryota; Metazoa; Chordata; Actinopteri; Cyprinodontiformes; Poeciliidae. Gene Ontology annotation, biological process: regulation of transcription by RNA polymerase II. Gene Ontology annotation, cellular component: nucleus. The coding region runs from base 234 to 4604 and encodes 1456 amino acids. The transcript is spliced from 5 exons.
AUUUAUUCUGGUGGUUUAGGUCAUUUAAAAUCACAAAUAAGGAUGAGAGUUCGUUACCGGAUAUUAGCUCAACUCCAACCGUCAUUUGAUGUGCGUCACACAAAGCAGAGUCCGCGUCCUGUGCGUGUGAAGGAGCCAUAUUGGGUCAGCCGUUAAUACCCUGUUUUUAAUGCUUUCGUUCCACAGCUGAACUCGUCUGGGCACAAACGGAGGGGCCUUUAGGUUUUAUCAAGAUGUCGGCGGAUGAUUUUCAGUCGAAGUAUGCCUCCGUCAUGGAGAGUAUGUUGAAGAGCGCCAUCGCGGAGACGACUAAACUUUUUGAAAACAUGGUGGAUGAGCUGAAGGAAGAAAUAUCCAAGAUCAAAAAGGAGAACGAGGACCUGAAAACGAGAUGUUUCCAAUAUGAGACUGCCAAAAGCAAACCGGUUUCUCACACAGGAGAAAGUCACUCUGUUACAGAACCAGGCGAUGCCUCUGAGAAAUGUGACACUGCUAUACAGUGUGAUCUUGUUCCUUGCCGAACAAUUCUGGUGGAGGAAUGUGAACCAUUAAUGCGCAGAGAACUGGAAAGCCAUGGUCAGCAAUGUAGCUAUAAGUGGAACAACUACAGUUUACAAGAGCACAACUAUGUCAGUUACAAAGACAGAAAUUCUCAGAUGGAGUUUGUAGUUGUCAAGGAAGAGUCCCAGGUCAAGCAAGAAGAUGAUGACCCUGAAUUUGAAUCAGGUUCAUUUGGGGCUUCUGUUGGUGAAGCUCCAAUUGGAAGACCAAACGUAAACAAUUCUUCAACUGCCCAAAUAACAAUACCUCAAAAAACGAACAACCCAGUGGUUUUACAGUUACCCUGUUUAGAAACUGAAAGUUCACAGGUAACACACAACCAGUCCACUGACAUGCAGCAUUCCUUUGUUAUUUCACUUAAAGAUGCCCUGAGGGAUGAUAUUAAGGAAGAGUCGGAAAUAGUGGAAGUGGCAAAACAAGGGCUCGCAACAUCUGAGGGCAAACAAAUCGAUCCUCAAGUAUGUCACAUGGACAGUGCAACAACACAUAAAGAGCAAAUCCAUUUAGAGUCUGCAUCAGUCAACACAAACAUGGCAGGUGAAGAAUUAAACAAAGAAGUUCUUAAAACGGAAGAUAAUUCCAAGCCCAAAUCUUUAACAGGUCGCAAAAGAGGACGCCCACCAAAGAAAACUAGGCAAAAACAAGCUCUUCCUACAACAGAUAAAGAUACAAAACACCAGGUGGAGUUAACACAUCCUUUGGUGACUUCAUCUGUUAUGAGUUCAUCAAUCAAAGAGAGUGCAGAUACUUCUUUGAAAGACGACAUCAUAGAUGUUGAAUCUUUGAGUUGCACCUUUUCCUCUGGAGAGCAACCCACAUUUGGAUUGCAAGAGCAUUGCCCAGAAGUUGUAAAAGAUGUGACAGCAGAUAAAACACCAGCCACCUCAUUGGGUGUACCACUACAAGCAUCUUCAGGUUUGCUCAAAGCUUGCCAGACUUCAGUUAGCCUUCAGGAUGCCUUGCUGCUCGUUGAAGCUAUGAAUCAGACAACUUUGGAAAAAAAUGAUCUCCCAUUAAAAGUCACAUCACAGCCUCAGAUCACCUCCAGUUCUGUUUCUUCUGUGGGUUCCUUCAAAGCAGUAGUCGAGACCCCAGCAGUGCAACAGAUGGCUUCUGUUGAAACUCUGACCUCAUCUGCAUCUGCCGAUUUAAUAGCUGUCUCUUCAUCAAAAGUCGUAGACCUUCAAAAUGUUGUCACACUACAACCGUCACAUUUGCUUCCAAGCUGUACCACAUCAUCAUCUUUGUCAUCGGCUUCUGCUACUCAGACUGUCAUUAAGUCACUUCCGCUUCCUCUGAUCCAUAGGCAGGCACCCAAUAAAGGACCUCGUACAAUAAUUAUUCUCCCAAGACCUUCUCUUAUAUCUGAUAUUGCCAAAGCAGGGUCUCAAACCCUACGUUCUCCAGUUAACCCAGCAACUUUGAACAAAAGUUAUCUACCUCCUUCGUCUACAUCAGCUACGCCUCCCCUUUCUUCAGUUCCCAAAAAAACUAUUAAAGUUGUCUACAGGAAACAGGAUCCUGUCAUGUCUUUACAGUCAAGCACCAUCUUUACAGAUCAUCAGUAUGUGGCACCUCAAACAAUAACUAUUGUUUCAAAAACGAUGCCAUCUGGAGUCUCCAGAGAACCUGAGACAAUUGCUCUUGCAGCAAGCCUGGAUGACAAGGAACUCGUAGCUGCUGUUCAUCCAGAAUCAUCAAAACGCCUGAUGUCGGAGUUACAAGAAUCAAGUUCAUCUUAUUCAGGUCAUGCAACAUCAUCUAAAAACUUACACAGCACAACUGACGACCUCAACUCUUCUGGACAAAUUAGCUCUAAUGCUGAAAGUACAAUAACUUCCACUCAAGAACAUUCAGGUUCAGAAUUUCCAGCUGUUGGAGUACCACCAUCAGUGUCUUCGACAUUAACCCAAGGUACUGAGCGCAAACUCAGAGCAGUGGUCAGAUUAACUCGACUCCCGUUGUCCAUUUCCACCAAAGAAUCGGUCUUAAUCUCAACGUUGGUAUCAAAGGGUAUUAUCCAAGAAAAGUCAUCAUAUGUUCAUGUCUCAGAUGAGGCAGAUCGACUAACUCCUGAUUUGGAACAGGACAUGUUAUGCAGUGAUAUGGAGGAUGAACAAGAAGGUGCAUUCAUAACACAGGAGGAUACAUCUGACCCUCAUGUUCAAAUGAGUAAAGCUCAGUUUCUGGCCAAACUCUCUGUGUCACCUUUGGAAACUGAGUCCAAUAUUAAUGAAAGUUCAAAUGCCAAAGGAACCAAAUCCAUUGUUUCCCGUCUACGUAGUCAUCUGCAAGCUCAUUUGGAAUCAAAAAGAAGUUCGACAAAACAGGCUGCAGGAGAAGAAAUGCGGACUGAGAACAAAAACAACAAGAAACCACGGCUAAUUGCUCAAGACUCAACCAAAAUACCAGCUCAAGCUCUUUAUAUUGUCUCUCCAAGUAAGCUUGCUUGUAUGCAGAGUUUAGGACUGCACAAGGGCGGUGGUGAACUAAGCGAUACUUCUAGAAUGUCAGUAUCUACAAAAGAAUCACCUAAUGUAGGUUUUAAGAAGCCUUGUUCAGGUAGACAUAGUGUUAUGAAAUCUAUAUCUGAAAGUCCAAGGCAGUCGAGCUCUCCAAAAGAAAGUACAAGCAUAAAUAUAACUAAAUCAACUUCUGUGAGCCCAAAGAAGCCCCCUUCAGAUGAAAAUGAUACAAUUUCAGGAAUCAAAAGGUCCAGCUCUGUCAGUCCCAGGAGACCCACUUAUAUAAGUUUUAAAAUAACAGGAGAUGAUUUCACCCCUAAAAGUACAAAAUCCAGUUCACUGAGUCCUAAGAGGUUAACCAAAGUAGCUUCUAGUCUUGAAAAGACAAAAUCUAGUCCAGGUGAAAGCAGCUCGAGCCCUGAGAUGUUGAGCACUCGAAGUUGCUCUACAUCACCUAAAUCCAACCCCAAGACAAAAUCCAUGAAAAGAGAAUACAGUUCUUUCACUCCUAGGAGGUAUAUUGUAACUGCAGACAGUUCUAUUACUGAGAUAACUAAGAGUGAACCCGAAUCCCCCAGUCCAAAGGGUCUUAAAAUGGCAAAAAAUGAUCCCAAUGACAGUCCCCCAAUGGCUGUAGAAUCCAGUUCUAAGAAACCUCAAGGCCAUUGUGGUCGGAAAACAAACCAUAAAGUUGCAAGUGCCAAGAAAUUGACCAAUGCAGCUAAAGGUAGGAGAAGAGUUGGGAAGAAACGAGGUAGCUAUAAAAAGAAAAAGCUGGAGUUACCAGUGAUUUCAUCAGGGGUUGUGAAGAAGUGGCGAGCUAAAGUGUGGUAUCCUCCUACGCUUCCGCCCAAUGAAAAACCUAUGACAGAUAUAAUAAGGCCGCCACCUCUAAAGGUAGAAUACAGAAUUCCAGAUAUUCCCCUUAGUGCACCACCUAUUGUGUCACCCUUACAGCCGUUGGCUGUCAUCGGCAGGCAUCUGCUGAGGAACCAGUGUGGAGAAUGUGGCCGUGUUUUUAGCAACAGCAAUGCACUCGAGAGCCAUGUCAGUCUCCAUAAAAUAUACCGGCCUUUCUCCUGUAAACUCUGUGGGAAGUACUUCCCAGACUCCAAGACUUUUAAGCGUCACGAUCGGGUGCAUCGAAACGGCAGGAUUCACGUCUGCCAGCACUGCGGGAAGGGUUUUGUUUAUCGUUUCGGUCUAAGCAAACACAUCCAAAUGGUCCAUGGCAGGAUAAGACCUUUUAUCUGCCAGGUAUGCGGCAACGGCUUCUACACCAAACGGGAUGUAGAAAUCCACAUACGGAUCCAUACCGGAGAGAAACCUUUCCAAUGCCACAUCUGUGAAAGGAGAUUUACAAGGAAAGUGGAGUUGAAUGUGCAUUUGCGGUGGCACAAUGGAGAAAAGAGACACUGGUGUCAAUACUGUGGUAAAGGAUUUUUAGAUUACAAUAACCUGAAGAGACACAAAUAUACCCACACCGGGGAGAAACCAUAUUCCUGCCCACACUGCCCCAAGAAUUUCUCUCAGACUGGUCACCUGAAAAAGCAUGUUAAAACUGUGCAUAAAAAAUAAAACCGGGAUAAUUUAAAAAAAAAAAAAAAACAGAGGACCACCCUGUUCCUUUCUGUGCUUGCACUGUAAGAGAUAAAAUCACCUAAUUGUACGUUUAUUCAAAAGUAAUUUUUUCUCGUUUUGUUUUGUUUUACUAAUGACUUGAUGCAAGCAGUACAAAGUUUCCUGCUUUAGAAACUGGUUUUAUUUUCCUUUUGAAAAAGAAAAGUAAUUAUCUUGUAUUAUGCAUGUAAAAGUUUAGGAAAAUUAAACCAAAAUGGCAAAGUGUAUAAUGUGAAUAUAGAUGCAUUGACGAGCCCUAAAAUUUCAAUAGAAUUUGCACAAAAUAGAUGCAACUUUUAGAAGAUAAGUUGAUGUCUUAUUUUUUUAAAACUGUUAUAUAACUGGCACAGUGUGCUUUUUAUAGUGUAGCAAGAAAAAAACAUUUGUUGAUAUAUUUGCUGUUCGAAAUGAUUCAUCUGGAAUUUAAAGACAACGUUAUGCAAACUUGUGCUUUUUCAUUUUAAGGUGGGAAAGUAGUUGGCUUUACUUCAUUUGUGAGUAACAAUUACCAGAUUUGUGGUAACUUGUAUUUUCAUUGCUUGCCAUAGCUUUUAAGGAGUGCGUUAUAGGAAAAUUAUCUUACAUACUGAAUGCUUUGUAAAUUUCCAAGAGUCUGCAUGUUGUAGCUCUUAGAUACUUGUUUUAAAUUAUCCAGUGACGCAAGUAUUUGACUCACUUUCCCAUAACCUCACAAACAGUAAAAUUUUUUAACGAGAAUUAAUGCAACAUUGAAAUUUGAACCAGCAGUGAACACAUUGUUUAUCUAAAUAUAAUUCUUCUUU